Molecule: messenger RNA, 1125 nt
Organism: Iphiclides podalirius (scarce swallowtail)
Lineage: Eukaryota; Metazoa; Arthropoda; Insecta; Lepidoptera; Papilionidae
Source: the annotation of a GenBank genome assembly
AUGGCAAAGGGUGAUAAAGAAUUAGAAAAACCUAUAGUGAAUAAUGAAUUACCGAACCCGGAGUGUAGAAGUGCAGAUCAUGAAGACUCUGAAUCGGCGCAAGAACAGCCUUUAGACAUUGGAGAGCAUUAUUUAGUGCGGCGUUCGGAUGAGUCAUGGCACCCGGCGGAGAUAAUACAAACGCGGUAUAAUGCUGCUGAAUCCUGUUACGAGUACUAUGUACACUAUGUGGGUUACGAUCGUCGAUUGGACGAGUGGGUUUCCCGCCACCGGGUUAUGUCCGAUAGGUUUGACGUGUGCGAACAGUCCAAUAACAACAUAAAUUCAGACCAUCUUCUUACUGACAAAUCUGGGCGCAAAAUAACACGCAAUCAGAAACGUAAACAUGACGAGAUUAAUCAUGUACAGAAGUCGUACGCCGAGAUGGACCCCACGACCGCUGCUUUGGAGAAGGAACACGAAGCUAUAACAAAAGUUAAAUAUAUUGAUCGGAUUCAGAUUGGUAAAUACGAAAUCGACACUUGGUACUUCAGCCCAUAUCCCGAUGAGUAUGGUAAACAGUCGAAGCUGUGGAUAUGCGAAUAUUGCCUUAAAUACAUGAGGAUGGAGAAGACUUACAGGUACCACUUAAGCGAAUGCACAGCACGCCAACCACAAGGUAGUGAGAUAUACAGAAAGGGUACAAUAGCGAUCUUUGAAGCAGAUGGAAAGGAGCAUAAAAUUUAUUGUCAAAAUCUGUGCUUGCUGGCUAAAUUGUUUCUCGAUCACAAAACAUUAUACUUCGACAUUGAACAGUUUCUUUUCUAUAUACUGUGUGAAGUUGAUAAACAUGGAGCCCACCUUGUCGGCUACUUCUCAAAGGAAAAAGAUUCACCAGAAGGAAAUAAUGUGGCCUGCAUACUUACAUUACCACCAUACCAAAGACAGGGCUAUGGCAAGCUGUUAAUUGCAUUCAGUUAUGAGCUAUCAAGGUUGGAACAGGUUGUUGGCAGUCCCGAAAAACCACUAUCAGACUUAGAACAGUUGGCCAGUUCCCAUUUCAAGAAGCCCCGUUUAUCAGUUGACCCUUCGGCUUUGAGGUGGAUCCCACCAAACAAACAAGGAAACUCCACUAAGGCCAAGAAG